Molecule: messenger RNA, 897 nt
Organism: Asparagus officinalis (garden asparagus)
Lineage: Eukaryota; Viridiplantae; Streptophyta; Magnoliopsida; Asparagales; Asparagaceae
Exons: 2
Coding region: 1-897 (298 amino acids)
Source: RefSeq, a predicted model, not a curated record
AUGUCUGACAUCAUCAAAAGGGAAUUUGCUGAGCUUGCCGUUGAUGGCAGCAAUUACUUGACUUGGGCUUUAGAUGUUGAAAUCUACCUGAAUUCUUGUGAUUUAAGCAACACUAUUGAUCCAGCUUCUCAGAGCACCUCUGCCCAGAAGGCAAAGGCAUUGAUUUUUCUUUGUCAUCAUCUCAACAAAGACCUGAAAAAUGAGUACCUUACUGAAAAAGAUCCUGAUGUUCUAUGGCAAUCCCUGAAGGAUCGCUUUGACCAACAGACGGCUAUUAUGCUUCCGCAAGCACAGUAUGAUUGGUUAAACUUGCGAUUUCAGGAUUUUAAAUCCGUAACUGAAUACAAUUCAACCCUCCACCGCAUUGUCUCACAGCUGAAGCUCUUUGCAGAGAAACACAACCAACUUCUGAUGCGCAACCAUAAUGCUAGACCAGUUGGUUCGCUAGCUGUGCCUGAAGCACAUGCCACAAAUCAGAGUAAUACUCAUAGGCGUGGACGUGGUAGAGGUCGUGGACAUGGUCGCGGGUCUUAUCGUGGUGGUAGGGGUCGUGGUCGUCGCAAUGCUAAUAGUCUUCAAGACCGUAACAAGGGUCAGAACAAGGAUAAACCUCAUUCACACAAGCCUAGCUCUCAUCAACAGGUUACAAAUAACAAACAAGCUUGUUAUCGGUGUGGAUGUGAGGACCACUGGUCUCGCACAUGUCGUACACCGAAACAUUUGGUUGAGGCAUAUCAGAGAAUGCUGAAGGACUCAAAGGGGAAGUCAAAACAUGGUGAAACACAUCAUGCCAGUUUGCCUGAAGCAAACAUGACCCUGAAAGAUGACAAUUAUGAUGAUAUGGACGAUGAUGACUUAUUGAACAUGGAGCUUGAUGAUUUUGGUGACCAGGAGUGA